AGUCACCAAUUUGUAAAGUUACGAUACGGUUGCAUGGUUGAAGCUCUUGAAUAAUUACUAAGAAUCCUUCCUAUUUACGAAGUGUUUAUAAAUAAUCAAACAGUUUUUUUUAAAGAAAUGCAACAAGGAUAUUUUGAAGUUGAUAAUUCUAGUGUAUCAGUGUCAGGGAGGGAGUGUUGCAAUUCUACUCCCUUCUCUGUUAAAGAUAUUCUGAAUAUCGUGGAUCAAAAUGAUGAUCACUAUUUGGGGUGCCACAUGGAAAGUAUGUCUCAUCAAAACUUCAUGGAUUGCGAUUCGGUGGCUUACAUUGAUAGCUAUCCUGCAUCAAUUCCGCACAGUUUCUUGCCUCACCAAAGCUACCAUCCACCAUCAUACUCAUCAAAUCUCUAUGAUUACGGAUCCCACCAAAAUGUUUACUCGAACUACCCUCCACCUACGAGUAGUGUUAUGGCCAACGGACACAUUACUGGAGCUCCUCCAAUAAUUCAGCCUAUGGAUUCAUUAAAGAAUCCUGCAUCAGGAAUGAAUAUUCGAAGAACUUCUCCAAAUUCAGAUACCCAAGAUCCUCGAGGGAUGUUUGGCAGCGAAUCAGAGAGUAGACCUCUAAAGAGCAUCGAUGACUAUGAGCUGCACUCCUUCUCUACGUCUGCACAGCAAUCCGUAGUGACCUCGGAACAUGUGCAGGAAUUGGAUAGCAUGUGUCAUCUCAGUGAGAACAAAGAGGACGUUGUUCAAGCCAAAGAUUCUACAAACCAAUUGGUAACGUCGUCGAGGUGUGAGUUGCGGAAAAAUGGUAAAGUUCGCGCCAAACGAAAGCCCCGUGUGCUAUUUUCGCAGUCGCAAGUUUUGGAACUAGAACGACGCUUCCGGUUACAGAGGUAUCUCUCAGCGCCAGAGAGAGAGGUGUUAGCACAAACAUUGAGUCUUACGCCGACUCAGGUAAAAAUAUGGUUCCAAAACCGACGCUAUAAGUGCAAGAGACUCACCAUUGAAGGUGGAGCAACGCUCACCGUGGUAAAGAGUGAGGUAAAACCAAUGGACACCGUGGAUAAAUCGGAUUCGACGAGCACAAAAACCAUUCAUUGUGGACAAGCCCUUAGUAAAGAAUUGAGCAUGUUGCCCAAGAGCACCUUCGCCAACAAUCUUCCACCACCUCCAUAUCCUGCUUACACCUUCAAUCACUUCGAUCAUCAGUUCAGCACUGUUGCUCCUCAUCCAUAUACCACAUCAUCAUUUGACCAAAAGCAUCACUACUGGAACUGAACCUGAAAAUGAGACCAUUUGUACUGUCUUGGAAGGACAAUUAAAUAACUUGAUAAUGUACAUAA
Messenger RNA from Phlebotomus papatasi, 1328 nucleotides. Its product is annotated as homeobox protein Nkx-2.2a. Gene Ontology annotation, biological process: regulation of transcription by RNA polymerase II; cell differentiation. The transcript has 3 exons. Gene Ontology annotation, molecular function: RNA polymerase II cis-regulatory region sequence-specific DNA binding; DNA-binding transcription factor activity, RNA polymerase II-specific. The coding region runs from base 118 to 1263 and encodes 381 amino acids. The record is from RefSeq and is a predicted model, not a curated record. Lineage: Eukaryota; Metazoa; Arthropoda; Insecta; Diptera; Psychodidae. Gene Ontology annotation, cellular component: nucleus.